AGUUUUCGACCGACUCCGUGCCAGCUGCAGCCGUAUAAGAAGCAACAGUCUAAUAUUACUAUCAGUUUCUUGGCAUAAUCGUAAAAGAGUUAUACUAUCAAUAUGCAAGUCUGGGUAAGUAAAUUGGAUUCUAUUAUUUUAUUAUUCUUUUGUUAUUAAUAAUAUAGAUACGUUAUAUAUAUACUUAGAACACUAUUGAAUGUCUUUAACAAAAAUAAUUCAAUUUUAAAUCAGACGUUCAAAACUGCUGUCUAUCGUACUCACUGCUAUGCUAAGAUUUGUUUUCUUAAAAAUGUUUGUUGUUUUACGUAUACUCUACUGCUCAAAUUGAAAAAAAAAGGACUUAACGUUAGUUUUUCUUGCAAAUUUCAAUUAUUGAGCUCAAACUAACCCAAACAUUAUUUUUCAAACACAUUUCAAUAGGUACCCACAUAAUUAGUAAUUAAAAAAAAAAAAACGCACACAUUCAAUAAUACUGCAGCAGGCUAUAUUUUGUUCAUAAAUGUAUUUAUUUAAUUUAUACUAACAUUAAAAAUAAAUAAUAAUAUAUAAGUAUUUAAUUGAUACACACAGGAUGUCCCACAAAGAUACACCCAUUGUAUUAUCUCCGGAAAUAAUGUUGAAAAUCAAAUUAUGUUUUUUUUUUUUUUUUUUUGUUAUUAUUAUUUUAUUCAUAAUAAGGAUAAGGAAUGCAAAUAUUUAUGUCAAUUUUAUUCUGGUAAUAAACUUAAAAGAAAAUAAUAAAAUAAAGUUAUUUUUUUAGAAAUUUGAAGGUUCUGAACUGAAUUCUGAAAAUUCUGAACAUUUUUACGUAUCAACUUUUAUUUUCAUUCAAUUCGUAAUUUUUAAUAUUUUUUUAAAAGUCAAAGAAAAAAGUAUAAACUCAAUUAGCCAUAAUAAUAACAAUAAUAAUCAAUUAGCGAAUGCGAUUACAGCCAUGCUGCAUAAUUUUGGUUAUUUUUCUUCACCACUAUAUAGGUAACACAAAAAAUACAAUUAUUGAAAAUCUUACGUUUUUUGUAUUUUUGAGAAGAUAUCAUUUAUGCAUAAAAUUAUUUUUCAACUAUUUUUAGAAUAACUAACUUACUUAAACUUAUCAAAAUGUUAGUUAUAAUGACAUUGAACUCUUAUUAUAUUUUUAUUAUUUUAUUUUUUUCUUCGUGUUUGCAUCGAUAUUGACGAUAUCGUAUCGAUCGUUUACAUUUUCAUUUAGUUUCAUAAUUUUUUAUUAAAUUUGUUUUAAUUAUUAUUUUAUACAUGAAUAAUUAAAAAUUGUAUUUAAAGCAAUAGAAAUCAAUUAAAUAUAUGAAUGCUUUGUUAUUAUACGUAGCGAAGAAGCUAUAAUAGUUUUACUAAGAUGUGUUUUUUUCCCCUAGGAAUACAUUUUUUCGGUUAGUAAAAAAUGCUCCAAAUUCUUCAGACCAGUACUUUUAAAGAAUUUUCAACUAGUGGUGUUAAGUAAUUCGUUUGGAUUCCCGUCGAAUUUUCAUCUAUAUUCUCAAUGGAUUUUCCAAAAAUUUAAAAAACUGACAAAAAAUCUCAAUACAUUGCCACAAGGGUUUUAUUUUAGUUGAUUUCUGGAUUACUUAUGGUUAUAAAGAAAACAAAAAAGCUGAUAAUACUGAUGCGUACGCCAUUAUUAUAUAGAUGAGAAGUUAGAAAGAUAGGAUACAUAAAAUUAUUUAAUUUAUAUAAUAUGUAAUCAACGAUAAACCAUUGCUAAAGAAAAACGAUUCUGAACAAAAUUUAUAUAUGAUUUGUAAUUCCGUAAUAUUUUUACAGUUUUCUUUCUAUUCUUUCUUUUCGGUUUUGCUCAAUUAUUAAAAAAAACUACACAGAAAAUCAUAAAACUACAUUCUUACACACCAACUGGAUUCAAAAUAUAAUAAAAAAAGUAUCUUGUCGUUUUUUAUUCAAGCAAUAUUUCUGGUACAACACAUAAUUUGUAAAAAUGAAUAACAAUAGCAUCGGUAACGUCGUGGUGCAUCUUAAUUAUUAACCGUUUUUCCUAUGAUUUUUUUCUCGGUUUUUCCAACAAUUUUGAAAACCCCUUGGACAGUAAAAAAAUGAUUUCCUUCAUGCCCUAUAAGUAGAUAAAACACACAAAAAAAAAAAAAACACACAUCAUAGUACCAAUAGAUCUCUAGGACCUUAGGCUACGAACCUAAAAUACGACUGCUAUGACUUAACCAGUUUACCGAAUCGUUCUUUGUUUGUAAUUAUUUAUCGUAACAUGCAAUACCUAUAUAAAUUAAAUUAUCCAAGGCCUUCGAAAUUUCACACUUACUUAAUAGUUGUAUGCAUAAAUUAUAUCAACAAAAUUGUAAAUACAAGUACCUAUAAUCGUGUAUAAUUAUUACGAUUUUAAUCGUAAAGUUUACGCAUGCGAGCAACUCGGGAACCCUGUUUUUCGUACACACACUUUCGUAGAUGUGAAAUGUAUUUGUUGUUUUUUUGUUUAUAGAUUUCACUUUUAUUUGCGGUGAGUGCGAGCUUAGCCUUAGUCAGUGCCGAAACGGCGGAUAAGGUGGCCGAAAAGCCCAUUGAAAAGAAACAAGGCAAGCGUGGCCUUUGGGGUUUGGGCUACGGCGGAUAUGGUGGCCACAGCGAAUGGGACGGCCUGGCUGACUACGGACUUUUAGGAUCCGACCACAGUUACGGACACGUCAGUUCGUCGGUGCACGUCACCAAAGAGGUGCCCGUCAUCGUAGACAGGCCAAUCAUCGUGCCGGUCGAGAAGCACGUACCGUACCCGGUGACCGUCGAAAAGCCUGUGCCGUACCCCGUGCACGUCGAAAAACACGUGGCGGUGCCCGUCGACCGACCUGUCCCGUAUCCGGUCAAAGUGCCGGUUAAAAUCCCCGUCGCCCACCCGGUCCCGUAUCCCGUGUACGUUCACAAGCGCGUACCCGUAUACGUCAAGGAACACCACGGACACGGUUAUGAUAGCUACGACUUUGGUCACGACAACGGUUUUGGUUUCAGCAGCAGUUACGCGUACCACCAUUAAUCAUUUUCUGCAAACGUAACACUAUAAUGAUAAUUGUAUCAUAUUAUAAUAUUGUAUAUAUUAUACAGUUGCUCAUCCGAAGAGAUUUGCAUCUUUAUCGUAUAUAUAUAUAUAGAUAUAUCAACCAGACCUAUGUAUAAUAAUUGCGUUUUUUACCGUUUUCAACAUUGUUUUAUUACUAUAAUGAAUACUAUUAAUGUACGAUAUUUGAUUGCAUUUAAUCGACAAACGAGGCUUGAGAAAACAUUUUUGAUUAUUUUUUUUUUUAAUUUUUGUGAAGUUUAAAUUAAAAAAUCUCGGCCGAAAAAUAUUACGAAUUGUAAGUUAUACUUUCUUUUUUUUUUUAUACAAACCUAAUUUUAUCCUAUAAUCUCAACAUAAAAUAACUAUAUAGGUGUACAUAAUAUUAUAUUUGAAUAACAAUAUUAGUUUUUCAAAGGCUUAGG
Messenger RNA from Cinara cedri, 3456 nucleotides. The record is from the annotation of a GenBank genome assembly. Lineage: Eukaryota; Metazoa; Arthropoda; Insecta; Hemiptera; Aphididae.